Rhopilema esculentum is the source of this 1752-nucleotide messenger RNA. RefSeq lists its product as uncharacterized. The record is from RefSeq and is a predicted model, not a curated record. Gene Ontology annotation, biological process: regulation of meiotic cell cycle; gamete generation; homologous chromosome pairing at meiosis. NCBI's taxonomy places the organism in Eukaryota, Metazoa, Cnidaria, Scyphozoa, Rhizostomeae, Rhizostomatidae.
GCGAAACAGUAGGAAUGGUUUCUACUUUUUCGCAGCGAAUUAUUCGCUGCGAAUUUUCUAAUCUCUACUUCUGCGCAUAUCUUUCGCGCAUUCGCGGCGAAAAAUUCGCUUCGCACGAAAAAUUCGCCUCGUGUAAAUCAGGCUUUACAUGAAAUGCUUUACGCUUACCAAGUAACAUUCCAAUGAGAUGGAACAAAAAGCUAAAGAGCUACGGGAUCUUACUAGAGUAAAUAUUCGUCUAAAACUUCUCUAAGUAUAAUCACAAGGGAUGCAAAAAGGUGCGAAGAGAAUCUAAAGAUGAACCUGCUCUAACCUUUUAUGGGUGAUCUUCAAAUUGUUUAGACAUAUCGGUAAUCAACGGCAUUUGCGAAAACAGACAUCAAGCAAAUCAAGCAAAGCCAUCCAGGGACUGUUUGGCCUCCUUCCGGACCCUAAGACCGAGGCCAUUAUUUUGGCGCUAUUUGCUUAUAGGAUGUCGUCAGCAUAUUUAACGGAAAGGAAAAAAUAAGAAAUACAGCAAACAAGAUAAUAACAAACAGGAGACGAAGAACAAACAGAGAAAUAGCGACAAAGAAACAAAAAAAAUAAUGAAUAGAAGUCAGGGAGGAGGGGGAAAUGACUGGCCAGUUGUACCGAUAUUUGGAAGGAGAAAACGGGCGAGACAGGCCAUCUAUGCUGAACCAUCCCAAGACUUGAAAUACAACAGCAAUCAAGAAAUCAGGCAGUUUGGACAAAACAAACGCAGGUCUGUAGGAUUUGGGAAGAGUGGCAGUGAUAUCUCGUUUGAUGAAAAUAUAGUGCUUGAUGACUUGGAAAAUGACGACCUUUUUGGAUUAGAUACCGGAGCAAGUAUCAAGGAAAGUUCUGCCAAGAAGUUCGAUGGCGGGGCCUUACAAAGAAGUGCGAGGCAACACAACAUGAACGAAACCAUGCUGAUCCAAAACCAAUCACAAACACACGAACAGCCAAAGCAGAAGCUAGGCUGCGAGGGUACUCAGGUUAUAUCUUUGGCAUCAAAAAAAUAUCCUCAUUUUCGCCCAAUUGGGCCAAGUUUAGGAACGCUCCUGGCAAGAAAAAGCUCCAUUGACUUCCAUACGAACCUCAUGGAAAGAACAGGAAAUCAAGAGAGCUUAACGAAUAACACAACUCCGAACAGGGAAAGCAGUAAUAGCAAUGCAUCUGAGUCGGGUGCACAAGAAAAAAAGCCACGCAAGAAAAAAGAACCACCACUACAAGACAAAUCAACUGUUCCAAGAAUGCUCACCAUCGAUAUCAAAAGCGUAAAGGAAAUAAAGAUGAAAAAGAGGGACAUUUUUGCUUUGUACGAGAUAUAUGGAAUUCUUGAAUCGGCAGUGAUUUGCCUGCCAGGGCAAGCAGCAAAACGAUUCACAAUAAAGGACAACAGCGGCUCGCUCAGGUGCAUUUUCUGGGAAAUUGAUCGACCGUUUCCACAAAUGCGGAGGGGGACAUCAGUGAGGUGCAUUGGCCGUUUUUCCAACAAUGGAUUUCAGUGUCUGAAGAUACGUCCAUCUGCUCAGUCAGAAAUCAGUUACUGCCAAGUCCUACAGAUGCAAUCUAAAGAUGCCCUUCAGAAAUGUCUGGAUACAGACAUGGAAUACUCAGCUGGAUUAGUUACAUAAACUUCUCAAAAUGUUCUCUUAACACAGUUGCAUUAAUCUCUAAUACUUACUUAUUGUUGGUGAAACUGUAGCAUGUAGCAGCUUAUAAAGUUUUCAAUUAUUUGUUGUGUAU